GAAAUAUCCCAUCUCCCACCCUCUUUCCUUUCCUUCGUGAUUGAACUUUUCUACCUGUCUAACUAACUUUUCAUAUCCAAAGUUUGAAUCACUUCCCAUCUCCAAUCUGGGCUCUUGUUCUUCCAUCUUAACUGUUGUGAUUCUGCUAUUGCUGAUUUCCUUGUGAAAUCCCGUACUAACUGGCUCUCCAAAUUCUCCAACAAGACAGCCACUUCCAUCCCAAAGGGCCGCGAUAACCACCCCUCUGCCUUUUCCAAAUAUCCCUUCCGUGGAAUCGUCGCUUUGCUUAUUUCCCACCCAAUUUGGGAUCAAGGCGGCGAUUGUUUUUUCACAAGCUCAACAACUUGCCCUUCUUUCCAUCCAGGCCGUGAUCCAUCACAAGAAUUACCAUGGGUAUGCUUCGCACUGGUCCUCGUGACCCAGAUGCAUUCCCGGCCAUGCAGCUCUUCCUUCUGGCCAUUGUUCGACUCGCUGAGCCUAUCGCUUUAACAUCCAUCUUCCCAUACGCCUGGGCCCUUGUCAAAAGCUUCGAAAUAGGCCGCGAAGAAGAUGCUUCAUUCUACUCUGGCAUCCUUAUAUCCGCCUUUUCUCUUGCUGAAGCUGUUAUGGGAACGUACUGGGGCGCCCUGUCCGAUCGUAUCGGCCGCAAGCCCGUUUUGAUUAUUGGAUCUCUAGGUACAAUGAUCAGCAUGUUGAUGGUAGGAGUGGCUCCAAGCUUCGGUGUUGCCUUGUUUGGCCGUCUCCUCGGUGGUCUGCUGAACGGUAAUAUUGGUGUUAUCCAAACCAUGGUUGGGGAGCUGGUCACCAAACCUGAGCAUGAGCCACGUGCAUACUCCAUCAUGCCUUUUGUCUGGAGCAUUGGAACCAUUGUUGGUCCCUCUAUCGGUGGCAUGUUUGCCAACCCCCAUGACUCUUGGCCUGAAUCUUUUCCGACCGGCAGCCUCUUCCAGAGGCAACCUUACUUGCUGCCCAACAUCAUCUGCGCAGGAUUGCUACUUGUGAGCAUUGUGCUCGGUUUCCUCCUCCUUGAGGAAACCCAUCCCGACAUGGUCCAUCACGCUCCUACCAGUGAAUACCACGUCAGCGAGGAGACCCCCCUCAUGAUGAACAACCGAAUGGCCACCGAGAUUGAGCCACAGGCCUAUGGUGCGAUAGAGACAACCGAGGAUUCAACCGAUGGCUCAAUUGGGGACUGGGAUACUCUCUGUAUCGAAAACGAGAAGACAGCUGCAGCUCCCAUCAAGAUCUGGAAUUGCCGUGUUGUUGGCUUCAUUGUCGCCUUGUCAAUCUUCACUUACCAUUCCAUGACCUUCGACCACUUACUGCCCAUCUUCUUCGAAGACAGCCGUGUUGAUGCUGUGGAGAUGUUCAAGCAUGGCUCUAUCUUUCCUUUUUACUCGCCUGGUGGCUUGGGCAUGACUCCACGAGAUGUUGGUGUGAUUUUGGCCGUCGACGGCGGCAUCGCUCUGUUUAUCCAGGUUUUCGUCUUCCCCUGGACUGUCAAGAUGCUUGGAACCUAUCGCCUUUUCCUGCUCGUUACUGUCCUCCACCCUGUUGUUUACGUGCUGAUGCCCAUGCUCCUCCUUGUCCCUGAGAGCCUUUUAUACCCCGCUAUCUAUGGCUGUCUCAUCAUCCGCAAUAUUCUCUCCAUUAUACUAUAUCCUCUUCUUAUGAUCCUCAUCAAAGAGGCUACACCAGCCCCAAGCGCUCUUGGAAAAGUGAACGGCUUGGCAGCAAGUGCUGGUGCUGCUUGCCGAAUGAUUGCUUCACCCGUCGCUGGAUUCUUGUGGACGGUCGGUACCAAAUCAGAUUGCUCUGCCUUGGCCUGGUAUGGUAGCGCUAUUGUCGCUAUUUUGGGAGCCGUUCAGUGCUUCUCUGUUCCUCGCCGGCGCAAUGAGGAGCCCUAUGAGGAAACUUCCAAGGCACCCAACAAACAGACUGUUACAGUGACCGAGACUGAGUUUUAUGACUCCCCAUGAGGAGCACGCGGCGCAGUUUGAAACCCGAUCAGGUCGAACAUGCCGAAGCGACUUCGCGGGUUUUGCAACCCGUUUUUAGACUUGAUUGCCUGCAGCAAGUCACACUGUUUUAUACCCUCAUGAGUUGGGAGUUCAAGCGUGUUUUGAUAAUUUGCCUAUAAAAACGACUGGUAGAUGGUGUUUAUCACGGCCGCUUUUACGAAGUUAUGUAUACCCCAGGUAUAAUGAUUGAUUUGGUUUGGGAUGACUUUUUACUUUUUGGAGUUUGGCUUGAUUAUUGAAGAAAAAAGCUUUGAUGCGGAGUUUAUUUGUUCUUAAAUUGGGUUUACGGUUGAAGAUGGGAUUUGGUAUAUAAGUUAGAUAAAAGUGAGGUAAAUAGGAAUAGAAGUAAUUACAAAUA
Fusarium oxysporum Fo47 is the source of this 2379-nucleotide messenger RNA. RefSeq names its product major facilitator superfamily domain-containing protein. Gene Ontology annotation, biological process: transmembrane transport. The transcript is spliced from 3 exons. Gene Ontology annotation, molecular function: transmembrane transporter activity. NCBI's taxonomy places the organism in Eukaryota, Fungi, Ascomycota, Sordariomycetes, Hypocreales, Nectriaceae. The record is from RefSeq and is a predicted model, not a curated record. Bases 390 to 1979 code for a protein of 529 amino acids.